This is a messenger RNA of Dryobates pubescens (Downy woodpecker), 1773 nucleotides long. It is a transcript of the gene P2RX4, whose product is annotated as purinergic receptor P2X 4. Gene Ontology annotation, cellular component: plasma membrane; nuclear inner membrane. NCBI's taxonomy places the organism in Eukaryota, Metazoa, Chordata, Aves, Piciformes, Picidae. The record is from RefSeq and is a predicted model, not a curated record. Gene Ontology annotation, molecular function: ATP binding; purinergic nucleotide receptor activity; extracellularly ATP-gated monoatomic cation channel activity. The transcript has 12 exons. Gene Ontology annotation, biological process: response to ATP; monoatomic cation transmembrane transport. The coding region runs from base 20 to 1189 and encodes 389 amino acids.
CCCGCCCUUCCAGGCCGCCAUGGUGUCGUGUGGCGCUUUCCAGAGCUUCCUCUUCGAAUACGACACUCCCCGCAUCGUGCUGAUCCGAAGCCGCAAAGUGGGGCUCAUCAACCGCGGGGUGCAGCUCGCCAUCCUCGGCUACGUGAUCGGCUGGGUCUUUGUGUGGGAGAAAGGCUACCAGGAAACAGACUCAGUGGUCAGUUCUGUAACCACAAAGGUGAAAGGCGUAGCACUGACAGACACAUCCACCUUGGGAACCAGGAUCUGGGAUGUGGCUGACUAUGUCAUUCCUCCUCAGGAGAAGAACACUGUGUUUGUCAUGACCAAUGCAAUACUCACACUGAAUCAGAGCCAAGGCCGCUGCCCAGAGCUUCCAGAUGAUGAAACAGAGUGCAAGGUAGACAGCGACUGUGUUCCAGGAUAUGUCAGUUCUCACAGCAAUGGCAUCCAGACUGGGGAGUGUGUAUCAUACAAUGGCAGCAUUAAGACCUGUGAAGUCUUUGCCUGGUGCCCUGUGGAGGAUGACUAUCAUAUACCCAGGCCAGCAUUUCUGCGAGAAGCUGAGAACUUCACCCUUCUGGUGAAGAACAAUAUUUGGUACCCUAAGUUCAACUUCAGCAAGCGAAACAUCCUCCCUACAAUCAGUGCCACCUACCUGAAGAACUGCAUCUAUGACUCCCAGACUGAUCCUUUCUGCCCUAUCUUCCGUUUAGGGAAAAUAGUUGAAGCUGCAGGGCAGAACUUCCAGGAAAUGGCUGUGGAGGGUGGAGUCAUGGCACUGCAGAUCAAGUGGGACUGCAAUCUUGACAGAGCUGCUUCUCACUGUGUGCCAAAGUAUUCCUUCCGGCGCCUCGACAGCAAGGACUCAGGCCACACUGUCUCACCUGGCUACAACUUCAGGUUUGCAAAAUACUACAAGGACAGUCACGGCAACGAAUCGCGGACGCUCGUCAAGGCUUACGGCAUCCGCUUUGAUAUCAUAGUGUUUGGAAAGGCAGGAAAAUUUGAUGUAAUUCCUACCAUGAUUAACAUCGGCUCUGGCUUGGCGCUGUUUGGUGUGGCAACAGUGCUGUGCGACAUCGUUGUUCUGCACUGCAUGAAGAAGAAAUACUACUAUCGGGAGAAGAAAUACAAAUAUGUGGAGGAUUAUGAACUGGGAAUUGAUGAGACAUAUGGAACAAACUCCUGACCUGCUGCAAUGGUACCAACUGCUGCUGUGAACUGCUGCUGUGAACAGUUUCUCUGACCCUAUGGUGAGACCCUCCCCUGCUUCAGAAAGCAGGGAACAAACCUGAGAAAGGGACCUUCUUCACUCCUGUUCACUGCUGCUAGUAGCUGAAAAGAACUGGGUGCUCCUUGUCUGCUGUCUUUCCAGGUUAAUUGCACUAAGCGCAGGGGGAGGAUUGUGCUUUUAUUUCAGGCCUCUGCACCAGCUAAGCCUGGGACAGGGACUGCUCCACUUUGUCACUUUGACAGUCCUCCUGUCCCUGAGCUCACUGGUAGCAGAGAGCACAGGCUAAUGGGCACAGAUCCUUUCUUACACCGAGUAUAGCUCCUGCUAGGUGUUGCCUAACCUUGGGAAAGCAGCUCCUUGCUGUUGUCAGAUCACUCUUCCUUGCCCUGAAGGAUUGUGAUGCUUAGCUGAGCCUGUGCUUACUCUUUAACUGCGUCUCCAAGCUCCAGUGGCCACAGACCAAGGCAAAGUGGUGUUGGCUCCAUUGUGCUAUGGUAAAUGGCUUACUGGGUAGAGAAUAUUUUUCUGCUUUGUCUCUG